GCAAACUGCGGCCAGCUGACUGCAAACGUCGGGGAAAACGGGAAAAACGGGAAAUAGGAAACUGGCUGGGAUCGAGUUCAGUUCGUCUGGCGCACGGCGGACGAAAAACAAAUACUUAGCCAAAUGGCAGGCGUAAACUGAAACUCACACAGUGCAGUAUAAAACCGCAAUAAAAUAAAUUAAAACAUUUAAUUUCGCGAUAACAGCAUUACGAACUCAAACCGCGUGUCUUUUGUUUCGCUUCUCCCGCUCUUUCCGUUGCUCUCCUCCCACACUAUCCGCGAAUGCAGUAGUGCGUGCGUGUUCUCCGAUUCCAAUGCAUGCCGCAAGCAGUGCAAUUAAAGCGCAACUAAAACAAAAGUGAGGCCACCACGUGCGUCUUUAAGUUCAGUUGUUGUAGCCGCUUGCCUUCGUUUUGUUUUGCUGGCAUCUCGCUCUAACGGCACCUCCCCGAACUUGCCGUCGUUCCGCGAUCGAGGAACCGGCAAUUAAAUUAACGUUGGAUUAAGACUCAUUAUCGAAGGGUCACCCACUCAAGGACAUCAAAAUGGUGCAGGCACUGGACUACGACUGCGAGGUGCAGGGCCAGGACAUCCCACAGGCUAUUCAGCUGCUUGGGGAGAUGAACAGCAACGUGAAGCAGGUGACAGACUUGGUAGAGGGCAUGCUGCAGAGGGUUAAGCGGGGGGAGCUGACCACGGAGUACGGCCUGAGCUUCCUCGAGGUGAAGUACCACAUGCUGCUCGACUAUUUGAUCAAUCUGACCUACGUGGUGCUGCGCAAGUGCUCCGGCGAGACCAUCGAGGGAGAUCCCUCGAUCGAACGCCUGAUCGAGAUCCGCACUGUGCUGGAGAAGAUUCGGCCCAUAGAUCACAAGCUACGCUACCAGAUCGACAAGCUGGUGAAGACAGCCACCACUGGGGUCUCAAGCAGUACAGAUCCCAUACUCUACAAGCCCAACCCAGACGAUAUGAUGAGCAGUGCAGUCGGAGCAAGCCGAAACGAUGAGGAUGCGCCAGAUGACAGCGAUGAGGAGGAGGAUGACGAUGAGGAGGAGGACGAGGAUCAGGAUGGGGCCGGGGCAGCGAAAAUGCCCCGCAAGGCGGCCACAGCUGGAAAGUCCGGAGUGUAUGUGCCGCCGCGCAUCAAACCCGUUUACUACGACGGCGACGAACGCGAUGCCGACAAGGAGAAAAAGGCCAUGGACCGGGCCAAGAAGCGGGCCAUUACGUCUUCCAUGCUGCAGGACCUUAAAGAGGAGUACUUGGACGCCCCUACUGAGAUAUCGUCUGGCUCGCGGGCACAGCAGAUGCUGUCUCAGUCGCAGAAGGAGAAACAGGAGUACGAGGAGACCUAUUUGAUGCGACUGCCGGUGACCAAGGCGGAGAAGCAUCGCCAGCGCAAGCUGACCACAUUGGGCACACUUGGUGACGAGAUUCUUGGAGAGAUUAGCCGAGAAUCGGCCCUGCGCGGUGAUGGGAGCAAAAAGCGCAAACUGGCCAAAAAGGGCAAGGGAAAGAAACGCGGCGGUAAAAAGCGGAAGUUCCAUUAAUCGUGAGCACAUUUACUAUUAAGUGACACCUUUUAGGUUAUAGUUACAACAACAAAAUAUUUUCAAACUGUUUUCUUUAUAGUUUAAUUGAUUUGAUUUGAUAAGUUGAGUUUUGAAAUAUGUUUGUCUUAGUUGCAAAGGGUUUUUCAUACAUUUUUGAGUCCUAAACACUUAUAUUUUAUUGCAUAAUGUUAAGUUUUUCCAAUUUAUGUUUAACUGAAUUUCCAUUAAAUGUGUUUCUAUGAUUAAAAUUGCAA
Drosophila eugracilis is the source of this 1809-nucleotide messenger RNA. Its product is annotated as neuroguidin. The coding region runs from base 548 to 1552 and encodes 334 amino acids. Lineage: Eukaryota; Metazoa; Arthropoda; Insecta; Diptera; Drosophilidae. Gene Ontology annotation, cellular component: nucleolus; small-subunit processome. Gene Ontology annotation, biological process: maturation of SSU-rRNA from tricistronic rRNA transcript (SSU-rRNA, 5.8S rRNA, LSU-rRNA). The record is from RefSeq and is a predicted model, not a curated record. The transcript has 4 exons.